Molecule: messenger RNA, 7772 nt
Organism: Acanthochromis polyacanthus (spiny chromis)
Lineage: Eukaryota; Metazoa; Chordata; Actinopteri; Pomacentridae
Product: insulin receptor substrate 1-B
Exons: 4
Coding region: 561-4409 (1282 amino acids)
Biological process (GO): insulin receptor signaling pathway
Cellular component (GO): plasma membrane; cytosol
Molecular function (GO): phosphatidylinositol 3-kinase binding; insulin receptor binding
Source: RefSeq, a predicted model, not a curated record
ACGCACCGUGUUACAGCGUACUAGUACAGCGGUGAGUGACAGUGGUGCUCCACGGUAGCCACUCCACUCCACGGUACACCACGAGAACAGAGCCGAGCAGGGCUAGGGGUGGGGGGACAGACAGACAGGCGGACAGAUGCAGCAGGACGGGCUGUGUGCUCUGAGAUGUGCCGUAAAUGGGAUUAAAUCGCUCGGAAACACUCGCUCUGGUAAUAGUAGUAGUAGUAGUGGAGAGUAGGGGGAGCUGCGCCGCGUGCGCUCGUCAGUGUGCGCGUGGAAAACUUGCCCUGGUCCGUCCGCAGAAGAGCGUAAAAACACCCUAAAGAAGAAGAAAACUAGCGACACUUGCAGUUAUCAGCAAACCCUCGUUCAGCUUUUUUGACCUGCGGUGCUGUGAGGAGCAGCGCCGACCUCCGUCUCCUCUCACAUGCCUGCGUUGAUGGGGGAGACAGGGAGGGGAGCGGAGCCGGGGGAUGUUUGAAGCUCCACUCUAAACUUGCAGAAAUACUACGAGAGAAAUUCAGAAGUGUUUGUUUUUGUUGGGACGCACGGGAGUGGUCAUGGAGAGCCAGGUGAGCGAGCAGCACAGCUCCGAGGACGUGCGGCGGAGCGGCUACCUCCGCAAGCAGAAGUCCAUGCACCGGCGCUACUUCGUGCUCCGCGCCGCCUCGGAGCGCGGUCCGGCCCGGCUGGAGUACUACGAGAGCGAGAAGAAAUUCCGCGGCAAGGCCCCCGUCCCGAAGAAAGUGGUGGCGCUGGAGACGUGCUUCAACAUCAACAAGCGGGCCGACUCCAAGAACAAGCACAUGAUCGUGCUGUACACCCGGGCCGAGAGUUUCGCCAUCGCCGCGGAGAACGAGACGGACCAAGACGAGUGGUACCAGGCCAUGGUGGAGCUGCAGUGCAAAAGUAAGAAUCCCACCGACAGUGGAGCUGCGGGGGACUAUGGAGUACCUAAUCCUGGACCUGCUUUCAAAGAGGUGUGGCAGGUGAAGGUGUGGCCCAAAGGCCUGGGUCAGGCAAAAAACUUGGUUGGUAUCUACCGCCUUUGCCUGACUGACAAGACAGUCAACUUUGUGAAGCUCAACUCUGACGCUGCUGCCGUGGUGCUGCAGCUCAUGAACGUGAGACGCUGUGGCCAUUCAGAAAACUUCUUUUUUGUCGAGGUGGGACGCUCUGCCGUGACAGGCCCGGGCGAGUUCUGGAUGCAGGUGGAUGAUUCAGUGGUGGCCCAGAACAUGCAUGAAACCUUACUAGAGGCCAUGAAAGCACUAAGUGAGGAGUUUCGCCAGCGCAGCAAGUCUCAGUCAAACUCUGGCCCUGGAGGAGGUGCCACUGCUUCCAACCCCAUUAGCGUUCCCUCACGCCGCCACCACCCAAACCCUCCUCCCAGUCAGGUCGGCUUCACCCGCCGGCCAAGAACUGAGCCUCCUGCAGGAGCGAACAGUGGAGCAGCAGUCAGCAAUGCCAAUGCUUCUCCCACCCCCCGGCAUAGCUUUCCAAGAUCUCGCACUGCUAGUGAUGGGGGGAAAGGUGAGGAUGGGAUAGCAGGGACCACACUGCUACAUAGCAUGAAUUCCAGCCCCUCCACCAAUGGCUCUUGUUCCACCACCCCAAUCCUCAGAUCGAAGUCCGCCCGUUCAGCGCCCAACACGACUACUAAAACUCCUCUUGGGUUGAUGCGCUCCAUUUCCACCCCAGCGCCCUCUCCAGCCCCAAGUCUCUCCUCUGGCUCUGGGCAUGGCUCUGAGUUUGGAGGUGUAACAUCUUCUGCUGGUGCUGGUCCUGGGUCUGGUGCCUACAGUCGGCUGCCCUCUCACCGAGCCUCUGUCUCAGGUUCACCCAGCGACUAUGGCUCAUCAGACGAGUACGGUUCUAGUCCUGGGGAUCACACGCUCCUCCCCUCCCCAAGCCUCCCUGGAAGCUCUGUUGGUAGUGCCGGCAGCCAGUCCCUUGGUGAUGAUGGAGCCAACUAUAUCCUAAUGGGCCAGCGUAGUGGUGGUGGCAACAGUAAUCAAGGAAGCGUGACGUCCAGCUCCUUACCCGCACCAGGAACACCAACCUCUAGCUCCCAACCGCAGACCAGGAGAGUGCUCCGUCGCUCUUCCAGCCGUGAAUGUGAAGCUGAACGGAGGCUGUUGAGUAAGCGGGCUUCUUUACCUCCUAUGGCUUUGGAAAGGCUGGCACCACGACAACGCAGAGCUGAGGAGCCAACAGAGGAAGAUUCUGCUGAUUAUGCCAUCAUGUCGAGGAGCACCAGCCGAGAGUCUUUCACGUCCACUUGCUCUUCUACACACAGGGAAUCUGGCAUGGGUGCUGGGUCAGCAGGGGCAGGAGGAGGGUACUUGGAUGUCGCAGUGGAGUUCAAAGCUGAGGGCGGUGGAGGAGCAGGUGGUAACGUAGAUUUAGGGGUGGACAAUGGGUACAUGUCCAUGCUGCCUGGAGUCACUCAGCCUCCAGUAUCCCUUUCCCAGUCAAUGGCCGUCUCUGUCCCUGACUCAGAUUCCAAACCUGCUGAUGAUUACAUGGCCAUGACUCCUAACAACAGCGUGUCUCCUCCACAGCAGAUCCGACCUCCACCAACUGCUGAUGGCUAUAUGAUAAUGUCUCCCAAUAGCAGCUGCUCCCCUGACCAGCGUGGAGGUCUUUCUGGAGGGGCUUGGGUGGGCAGUGGCAGUGCAGACAGCAGAGCAGGCAGUGACUAUAUGAACAUGUCUCCAAUUAGCGCUCGUUCUGUAAAUGGCAGCCCCCCACCUCCUGAGCAUACCGGCCAUUUGGAGACCAAUUCCCAACAACAAGCACCCAAAAUGGUGUAUUCUUACUAUUCCCUUCCCCGGUCAUACAAACAUAACCCCUCAGCUGGACACUUUGAUGAUGGGCCUGGACGAGGCAGAAGACCCAAUGGGAGUUGUAGCAGGGGAGUAGGUGGAGGUAGAACUAUGGGAGGGCAUCAGGAGCAACCAGCAGCUGGUAAUUCUGUGGUUGGACGCCACCUGUCACUCUCCUCUUCCUCAUAUUCUUCCAGCUCAGCCAGCAGCGAGAGCCUCGGGGAGAGUGAGGACCGGACUACUCAGACACUGAGUAACAUGACUGGUGGAACUCAGUCCAAAGAUGUAUGCUCUGGUAAGCUCCAGCAGAGACGGGGAUCUGGUGGGUUAUCCAAGCAGGGUAGCCAUACCAGAAGCAGACCAGUGAGCCUCUUUGUCGAUGUAUCCAAGGCUAACACCCUUCCUAGGGUCCGUGAGAACCCUCUGCCUCCAGAACCUAAGAGCCCUGGGGAGUACGUAAGCAUAGAGUUUAAGGGGGAGAAGUGCAGCCAGACUGGGGUUGGAGGAGGACGUGGUAGAGGUCUUAGGCAUGGCCUAUCAUUGCCUCAUGGCUCAAGCAACCAGCAUCCUCAGCACAGACCAAACUCUUGCUUAGGUAACUUCAUACCCCUCUCCCGUAGUCCCUCCGCCCCUAUCACUCCCCCAGCUGCCUCCGAAUAUGUCAACAUGGACCUGGGCCCUUCACCCUCCCCUUCACCCCUCUCUCUUACCCCACUAGUUUUCCCUUCUUUCCACACCCCUCCCACGCCGCCAACUCUUGCCCAUGCCCCUAAAGCAUCUAAUGAGGAUGCUACUGGCCCUCAUGAAGAGGAGGCUGAAGUGGCUGACGCCUCACUUAGAAAAAGCAGAGAGAACGUUCCAUCCGUGACUGAAUCUGAGUCCCCUACAUCCUGUGGUGACUACACUGAGAUGGCCUUCAGCUUGAAUAGCAACACUGUCUCUCGAUCAACAUCUAGUGUUUCCCCCAAAGUCCCGUCUCCCAGCAGUACCGAUCCCUCUGUUCCAGUGUUGUCACGGGGUCUAGACUUCCCCCUAGCCAAAUCAGGACCCAAUCCAGACCAGGGGGCUAAAGUUAUCCGGGCUGACCCACAAGGACGCAGACGACACUGCUCAGAAACCUUCCUUGCCUCACCUUCCCUCCCCACCUCUACCUCUACUUCGUCUUCGACUGCCUCCCUCUUUCCAGAACACACCCAAGCUGUGGCCCGCCGGCUAGGGUUUGAUAGCAUGCUGUGGGGGAAUGGUGCUGUGACUGAUCCUCCCACCCAAUUUCCCCUUCCUGGACAGCAGUUGGUUCCCACAAACACUCAGACCUCAUCCACAGAACAAGGCCUUAACUACAUAGACUUGGACUUGGCCAACAAAGAGAGCCCUCAUCUGGGUCUGGAUGGACCCUCUGGAAGUCAGGCGCCGUCUCGCCUCUUUUCUGUACUGGGUGCAGGUUCUGGGGUCGUGGGAGUGGGUGCAGCAGUCAGCAGCAGCAACAGCUCCAGCCUAAACACGUACGCCAGCAUCGACUUCUACAAAUCAGAGGAGUUGCGGACACAUCAAAAUGGAAAUAAGGAAGGAACAGAGUGCUGAUGUCAGUGCGUCGUCCUUGGGGAAACAAUCUGGUACCACUCAGGGCUUCGAAGCUCCGCCUGUUCCUAUUGUGACAGCCAAUCACGUCCAGAGAGCAGCUGGAUUGGACGCACCCCUGAAGCACUUUGACAGAGAAUGAUGGAUUUUUUAAAUUUUGUUUUUCUUCUCUUCGCUUUCAUCUACUUGGUUGUGGAAACCAACAGGGAUGUGUGCCAAAUGACAUUCUUCUAAAGCUAUUUGCUGCUCUCAUUCCUCGAGUGAAAGCCAAUCAGAGAAGGGUACAAAAAUGGAGAACAGUGUUUUGGUUGUUUUGUUGAUUUUAUUUUUCCUAAUUGAAAAAGUGAAAUCGCUAAAGAGUACAAUGGUGGGUGACUAGUGUGUGAAAAAGAAGAUAUACAGAAUUAUAUAUCUGCUCAAAAAGUGCCUCAUUUUCAGAUUGUAGCCAUUUUACAAAGAACUGCAACGUAGCGUCGACUAACUAUAGCUUUGGGUUGUCAUUUUCGUGCUUGAUUUAAUGUAGUUUCCAAAAAAAUGCAACAGAAAAUACUGGUAAGUGGGGCUUUUUCUGCGUUCAUGUUAUAUGGGGUGGAUGUUAGGAAAGCAAAGACAGCAGCAAUGAAAACAUGAAGUUUGAGCUUCUAGAGUAUACAGCAGAAGUCAGUAAAUAACAGUGCAAAAUCCCCCAAAAAAAUAUUUCAAAAAGACAGUUAUAGGUAGCAUCAUGAAUGCUGUGGAUGUACCAAACCAUUGGCUGACAAGAUGACUCCCAGUCUGCAGAAGCUUUGCAGAAGAGGAAUAUUCCAGCAGUAUAAUCAUGCCAAGCACAGUUCCAAGAUGGCACAAGAGUUUUAACGGAGAGUAUAGUGUUGCCUGACUUGAAUCCAACAAGAGUCCUUUGGGGUGUUUUAAAGAGAAAGUCAGAUCCGCAACACCCCUCCAGCAAAAAAACAACAAUGUAUCUGAAGAAUUGGCAGAUCGUCUGUCCAGAUACAAUCAAUCUGAACUAUUAGGUUAUAGCUUUACAUAAGUGCAACUUGGAAGUAAUGCAGUUAUUGUAAGGUGAUACUAUUUUAUAUCAUUGGACAUUUAAUUGAUUUUGCACUGACGUGCACUCACAUGUCUUGUCUACUGUGUAUUUAUUUGGACAAAAGUGCUACAAUAGAUAUAGCUUUUCCUAACUUUUAUGUUGCCAUAAACCCUAUGUAGAAGACAGAAACCUGGAAUCACAAGAAAUCCAGUAUGACAUGAACGCAGCAUUUUAUUAAUAAUAAUAAUGGUACUAGCAAUCUGCUAGCCUCCCUUUCUACUGUGAGAAAUAUCAGCAUAGCUGCUGUUAGCUAACUGCUCAUUAGUGUGUCGCGUUUCUUCUUUAAAUCCUUGUUUUCUUUUUCUCCUGACUUCUCUUACUGCUUAGGUUUCUUGAGCCAUAAAUGAAAGUAUUGAAUACAAAGGCUUGAAAUAAAAAAUACUUGUAGCAGGGAAUAUAGUAGCUUGCUUGCUAGUUAAAGCCAGGUAGAUCAGAUUAACAUAUUAGCAUCGUGCCAGGAUGUAAAUUCAGGGUCCUGCUGACUACAGCUCAGGGUUAGAUCCCUGAUAUAGAGCCAAGCAAUCCCAUUAGUGCUAUUAGUUCCAGACACUUGUGUCUCACUUAAUCCCCUUCAUCUCAGGAUGCUAAAUAACAUACAGUACAUACAGCUUAGGACAGAGACCCUAUCAAUAGCCAUUCUAAUGCUAGCUUUGUAGCCGUCAGCACACUGCGUAUAGCACUUGAAAAGGGGUCAGUUCUCAUUUUACUUAUGUGAAUAUAAAAUCAAUCAUGUGUUCUCAGUUAUUUUAUACACUACCAAACAGUUUUAUUUUAGUAUUUUUUCUUUACAUUUUUUUCUUUUAAACUGGUUGAAUUGAAAGUGCUUUGGCCCCAAAUCCUUCUUUAAGACUCUGUUUCUAUCACCUUCUCCCUCCCUCCUCUUUUGCUUACUUUAAUCUUUGCUAUGCAUUCGCACUUAAGUGCCUGUCUGUCCUAUUUGUCAGUCUUUCUCUACUCCACUUUAGCAACUAGCACUACUACAGUUGUCCUAGCAGAAUAUAUCAAGACUAUUUUUGUGGCUAUUUUUGUCUCUUUUGAUGUACAGUUCUCCUAAAUUGUUUGUUCGUGUGUUCGGAAUGGCACCGAUCUAUGAAAUGACUUGACUGACAGCCAUUGCCCUAAUCCGAGGAGUUUUCAACUGUUUCUCUUUGCCAAUAAUGGAGGACUUAAUCGUUGGGGGGCCGUCAGUGCCAAAUACAACAACAACAAUAAAAACUAAGCAUCUCUGACAGAACCUCAAGAAGCAACUUUUGGCUCUAAAGUCUGGACACAUUGCUUUGUCUUGUUUUAAAAGUGUAACCUUUCAUGUUUCCUCGUCGUUUUCUUUCGCAGCGUGGUAAAGAACUGUGACAUAUUGCCUCGCAGUCUGCUGACGUGACUCUCUGAGAUAAAGGUCAUUGUGACGACUGCUUGGACCCGAUUAUAAAAGAAUCUACGAAGAGGAAGAAAUGGCCGCCACUGAAAACAACAAAAUCAUAAUGUUAAAUACAUGUGUAUUUGUGUAGCUCCAAGUAUUACUCCUGUUUGUCUGCCUGCCUUCAGAAGUUCAUGAACUUUCUCAUUCUGGUCACGUGACUUUCAGGGCCUAGAGCAUAACAAUGCAGCUUUAUUGUGAGCAGAUUGGGAACCACUGUUGGAAUUGUCCCUAAUCAUGGUUACUAAUUCAGAAGUGGAAGAAAACCACAUUCGACACGUAAAUCCAAGACUUUCCAGCAGACUUGCAGGCAAACACACGUUGAUAAAUUCAAAUGUUUCUAAUGUAUUUUGGAGAUGUUCUCAUGUAACUCAGCCAAAACACAAAUGCUUGAAGGUACCUGUAGCUUAGAAAGAAAGCGCACAAACAGACUUUCAAUCCUAACAAGCAGACAUCGUUAUCCUACCAUUUGCCCCUUCAAGCUCUGAGCAUCUCAUGAACUUUUGGUAUUUUGCUUUGUCAAACUGCCUGCAGUCUUCUUCUUCUUUGGCUGCCCGUGGUGGUCGCCGCCGCAUAUCGUGAGUCAAGAUUCUUUCGGAGAACUCAGGCAAACAGGGGGUUCAGCAGUUUUAAGUGGCUGUAUGAUAUCAUUCAUUGCAUUGUUACCGAAUUUAGUCGUGUUCAUAAAAUGUGCAGAAAAGUGCUGCUGCUGUUCUGAAUUGUUUUAUCUAUUCCUCCUGUUCCCCUGAGGAUGGUACUGAAUGGGGAUAUUGUGAGGUUUGCCAUUGAUGUAGACAGUUUUACUUAUGUUGCUUGAGGAAAAAAAAAUCUGACUAAAUGGAAAAAAAGUCAUACAACAAAA